UGACCCGGUCUCUGCAAUUUCUGCCGUCUCUAUGUAUGUUUAACUGCCUCAAAGCUUUAAUCUCUACUUGGAUUGAUUGAAACAUGCUCGCAAAGUAUUAUACCACCCCAGGUUGACACGGUUGAGAUUUGUUUUCGUUCCACUUUCCUAAAAACGUGGGUGACUGCAUCAAUAUCGGCACGAACAAAGGAGUAACAGAGAGACUGGCCAACAUCGACAUCGACACAAAUCGAAAGUAGGAGAGAGGAAGGGACAAUAACUGUCGGUGGUUCAAUUCAGUAUGUCGAAUCGGACCAUUAGGAUUCAAUCUGGUUUCUUGCGCCGUCAGGUCGAGUGGGACUGGGAAUGCGAACUGAGUCAUAGCUAAUACGACUGACAGCGGGUGAUUAGUUGAGCGUUUGGCCAUUGAGAGAAAGUGUCGAACAAGAUGUAGGCGUCGCGGAGCAGGAACACUGCGAUGCGAAAUCUACUCCCGUUUGCUUCCGAUCUCGUCUGGAUUUCUCCUAGUAUCUUGAAUAACCUUCUCCGCCUCCAAAUCCACGCGGCACAUCCUCCUCCAUCGCCCUUCCCAAUCUGUGCUUCCGUUCUCCGCGCACAUAUUCAUACGCUGCUGUCCACCGGCACGGCGCCUGGGGCCCCUGCCACCGCCUCGAACUCGGAUAUCCAUGCAGCGAGUCCUCCUUCUGGCAAGAGCUGCACUUCUGGCGGCGUGCGGGACGCUCGGUGCAUGUUCGACGAAAUGCCCCAGCGGGACAGCUCUAUCGCGGGCUUCUGCCGCAUGCGCUCUUCAGGUUUGCGUCCCGAUCAAUUCACGUACAGGCAUGCGGUCUCGGCCUGUGCUACCUCCCUGAACCUUGGUUUGGCCGAGCAGCUCUAUGCUUUAGUGAUCAAAGACGGGUUUUGUUCAGAUGGAUACGUUUGUUCCAGGCUCAUUGACGUCUUCUCCGCGCAUGGUCGUCUAGACGAUGCUCUAGGGGUAUUAUGGCAGGGUGCCGCCAGAAAUGUCGUGUGUUGGAACAUGAUCAUCACUGGUGCAGUGCGAAAUGGCGAGAUUUACUUGGCAUUGUAUCUUUUCCGUCUGAUGGUGGACUUUUGCAAUCCAAAUCCUUUUACGUUGUCAAGUAUCUUAUGUGCGUGUGCUUCUUCUGGGAAACUAGAAGCAGGUGAAGCUGCACAUGGUUGGGCGAUUAAGAAUGAUGCUGUUGCUGAUGUGUUUGUCGCCACGGCGAUCGUCGACAUGUAUGUGAAAUGUGGAGUUAUGGAUGCGGCCAUGCGGCAAUUCUCGUCCAUAGCAAUCCGCAAUGUGGUUACUUGGACAGCAGUUAUUUCUGGUUUUGUCCAGAAGGGUGAGUUCGUAGAUGCAUUGUUACUUUUCAAACAAAUGUUGUCUUCAGGCAUUGAGAUUAACAAGUUUACUCUGACAAGUGUACUACUUGCCUGCUCUAAAUCCUCUACGGCAAUGGAGACAGACCAAGUACAUUGCUUGAUUAUGAAGAAAGGCUUGCAUGUUGAUUUUGAGGUAAAAGAUGCGUUGCUCAGAACAUAUGGGAAAUUUGGAUAUAUUACGUAUGUCAAUAGGGUUUUUGAAGAGACAGGUACAGUGCAAAGUGCUUCCACUUGGUCAGCUUUGGUCUGCAGCCUUGCUGAAAACAAAUGCUUGAUAAGAUCAAUGCAGCUCUUCUGCUGGAUGUUUAGUGAAGGUCUUAAACCUGACAAGAAUUGCUGCUCUUGCAUCCUAAGUAUAGUUGACCAUGUUGAUUUUGGAAGGCAAAUACACUCAUAUUCUAUAAAAUUUGGAGGCGUCCAUGAUACUCUUCUUGGAAACGCACUUUUCACCAUGUAUUCCAAAUGUGGUAGCCUAGAAGAAAGCUAUCAAUUUUUUAUGACCAUAAAGGAAAAAGACAGAAUUUCUUUUACAUCUAUGAUUUCUGGUUUUGUAGGAUAUGGUCACACAGAUGAAGCAUUCCAGUUGUUCAGAGACAUGAUGGAGGAAAAGGUUAUACCAGAUAACAUGACUAUAUCUUCCAUUCUUAUGGCUUGCCAUGGUGAAUAUUCCUUGACCAAAGGAAAGGAGCUUCAUGGAUAUGCUCUUCGUAAUGGGUUCCUCAUUGAUCCACCUCUUGGUAGUGCGCUAGUCUCAAUGUAUUUGCAAUGCAAAAGACCAGUAUUAGCCAAACAAGUCUUUGAUGGAGUCUCACCAAAAGACCAGGUAAUGUGGUCUUCCUUAGUCUCAGGCUUUGCUUCAAAUGGUUAUAGUGAGGAAGCACUUAUGGAACUUCCAUGCUUAGUCAGUGCUGGCUUUGAGGUUGAUCAAUAUGCAUGCUCAUCCCUUCUUAGAGUUUGUACAAAUUUGUGGAGACCAAGUAUCGGUGAGCAAUUGCAUGCUCUGUCACUUAAAAGAAACACUAUUUCUUGUAUAUUGGUCAGUAGUGCAUUCUUGACACUAUAUGCAAAAAUUGGUAGAAUUGACGAUUCUUGUAGAAUUUUUAAUGAGACUGAAGACCCUGAUGUAGUCAUGUGGACAUCCAUAGUUGAUGCAUAUGCUCGGCAUGGGAAUGGCAUUCAAGCUCUUGAAAUGUUUCGACUGAUGAAAGAAAAUGGGGUCAGGCCUGAUCUUGUGACAUUUGUUAGCGUCUUGUCUGCCUGUAGUCGUAAUGGUUUAGUGGAAGAAGGCUUUCGCCAUUUCAACUCUAUGAGCUCUGAUUACGGGAUUAGACCAGAAUCACAUCACUUUGCUUGUAUGGUUGAUUUACUUGGUCGUUCUGGAAGGCUCAAAGAAGUGGCAAGUUUUAUCAGUAUGAUGCCUUUCAAACCUGAUCUACUGGUAUGGAGCACAUUGCUCGGUGCUUGUAAACUCCAUGGAGACGUUCAGUUAGGAAAUUUGGCUGCAAAGGAAAUUCUUGAACUGGAACCUCAAGAUUCUGCAACUCUUGUUUCUUUGUCGAAUAUAUCUGCUGAGUUAGGAGAUUGGGAACAUGUUACUAUGAUAAGAAGCCCAAUGAAGGGAACUAGACUAAAGAAGGAACCUGGCUGGAGUGUAACCUAAACAGUAUAACUAAUCGGCACUCCAAACUCAAAAGAAGAAUCACUUUGUUUUUCCUCUAUAAGGUUGGACAUAAAUCAGUUAGAUCAUCAUUAGAUGUUGAAAUGCAUCAACGCAGAGCCUUGACCUUUAUCCUUUCUUGAUAUGGCCAAGCCUUGUAGCUUAAGGAUUCAUCAGGUGAAGCAGAAGCACAGAAGACAUUUGGUGAUGGUUUCACUAGCUUUUUAGUGUCUCUCCACUGACUGAUCCAUGCAACUGAUAACUCAUGGUGAGAUGCUUCUCCCAAACCUAAUAGUGCCAAGCCAUGUUCAUUGCUUUUAAACAGAGAUUUUUCUUUAUAUAUAUAUAUUUGGGCAUGAAUAUUUGGUGUUGAGAAUAGUGUUAAACAGAGAUUUUCUUGAAUUAAAUACUAAUGUGCCACAAAUGCUUAAGCCCAAACUUCUAAUUUGCCCCGUAAUUAGGAAACUUUAUAUACAGAGGCUCUUAUGUUUUUGUUCUGUUUUUUAGCUGGUAUUUAUCCAGCUUAUACCGAUUAAUUCAGGAGGUGAUCGAUCUGAUCUCAUGAAAAUUUACUAUCGGCCUAGUAAAUCGGGAAGCGCUAUGUUUUUGUUCUUUGAACAUAGGUUAGCCUGUAACUCAAUCACAUAAUCAACUCACAACAUUAAUUCUACAAGAUCUUUGAUAGACGACUAACUGUUGCUGCCUUAAGUACCUCUAGAAAUGACACAAUUAUGACAACGAUGAUACAGUAGAGUAGAUUAAUACAUUUGUUCAAGUCUCAUGGUUUACAAUUUACAAUCCCAGUGCACCAAGUGGGGUCUUGCCCUGUCCGGCCUCAAAGUAGAA
This is a messenger RNA of Zingiber officinale, 3889 nucleotides long. RefSeq names its product pentatricopeptide repeat-containing protein At1g74600, chloroplastic-like. The transcript is spliced from 2 exons. The coding region runs from base 458 to 3046 and encodes 862 amino acids. Lineage: Eukaryota; Viridiplantae; Streptophyta; Magnoliopsida; Zingiberales; Zingiberaceae. Gene Ontology annotation, biological process: RNA modification. Gene Ontology annotation, molecular function: RNA binding; protein binding. The record is from RefSeq and is a predicted model, not a curated record.